UGUUUCACUACAAUCACUUUGCUUUUCAAAGCCAUUCUCUGCUUCUUGAUUUCCCACCACCCUUCUUUGUCAAGCCCGUUCCCUUUUUUCUCUCUCUCUCACAAUGGCAAGUGCAGAGAUUACUCAGUUGCGUCGCCAGGCUGCUUACAUAAAAAAGUCCCUCUUUGAGCAGGGUUAUCUGGAUGAGCAGUUUCUUCAGCUGGAGGAGUUGCAAGAUGAUACAAAUCCUAAUUUUGUGGAGGAAGUUGUAACCUUGUUCUUCAAGGAUUCAGCUAGAAUCAUAGCUAACAUUGAGGCAGCAGUGGAAAAGACUCCUCUGGAUUUCAAGAAACUGGAUACAUACAUGCACAAUUUCAAGGGUAGCAGUUCAAGCAUUGGAGCUCUUAGGGUGAAGAACGAGUGUACGCUGUUUAAGGAGCAUUGCCAGCAAGGAAAUGGAGAAGGAUGCUUGAGGACUUUCCAGCAAAUAAAAAGGGAGCACGCUACUUUGAGAAAGAAGCUCGAAACUUACUUUCAGUUACUAAGACAAGCUGGACCGUAUGAAACGGCUACUCGCCCCCAGUGAAAGUGGCCCACCGCAAGCGACAGUGAAGAUGAUAAUCCUAGAAUUAUAGUUUCAUAAGGUUUUUUUUUUUUUUUUUUUUUUUUUUUUAAAUUUACUUAAAGUUGUUAUAGAUAGUGUACUUUAAUCUAAGCACUUAAAAGUUUGGUUUGCCCUUAAAAAGUUUGGUUUUGAUAGAUUUAAUUUGUUGGGAACCUGUUUGGUUUGGUUUUGGUGUCUUUC
This is a messenger RNA of Magnolia sinica, 784 nucleotides long. Its product is annotated as histidine-containing phosphotransfer protein 4-like. NCBI's taxonomy places the organism in Eukaryota, Viridiplantae, Streptophyta, Magnoliopsida, Magnoliales, Magnoliaceae. The transcript has 6 exons. Bases 104 to 565 code for a protein of 153 amino acids. The record is from RefSeq and is a predicted model, not a curated record. Gene Ontology annotation, cellular component: cytoplasm; nucleus. Gene Ontology annotation, biological process: cytokinin-activated signaling pathway; phosphorelay signal transduction system; phosphorylation. Gene Ontology annotation, molecular function: protein histidine kinase binding; histidine phosphotransfer kinase activity.